Messenger RNA from Bufo bufo (common toad), 4151 nucleotides. RefSeq names its product integrin subunit alpha 10 (gene ITGA10). Lineage: Eukaryota; Metazoa; Chordata; Amphibia; Anura; Bufonidae. Gene Ontology annotation, biological process: cell-cell adhesion; cell adhesion mediated by integrin; integrin-mediated signaling pathway. The transcript has 30 exons. Bases 67 to 3573 code for a protein of 1168 amino acids. Gene Ontology annotation, cellular component: external side of plasma membrane; integrin complex. The record is from RefSeq and is a predicted model, not a curated record. Gene Ontology annotation, molecular function: integrin binding.
GGGGAACACCCAUCUCCAUCCCAAAUUCCGGGCACUUUCUUCCUUCUCAUUGCCUGAGCUGUGAUCAUGGAGUCUCACAAACCCCUCAUCUUCCUGCUGUCUCUUCUGCUCAGACAAGGUUUGGUGGUCUCCUUUAAUAUCGAUGCUCGGAGGCCGCAGGUUUUCCGGGGUCCUGAUGACACUCAGUUCGGAUAUAAAGUUCUUCAGCAUGAAGUGGACGGCGAGAAGUGGAUCCUGGUGGGGGCGCCGUGGGCCGGGUCCGAUGGUAACCGUCAGGGGGAUGUAUAUAAAUGCACUGUCGGACCCCAUAGCAAUUCUUCUUGCACCAGGAUCAACUUGGGUGAUCUCGCUCUCCGGAAUGUCUCCAAAAAGACGAAUAACAUGCACUUCGGGAUGUCGCUGACCCAGGACACACAGGGCGGCUUUGUGGCCUGCGCUCCGCUCUGGUCCCAAGAAUGUGGGACCUCCAUGUACAGCACUGGGAUCUGCGCCAACGUCGAUAAGUCCUUCAGACCCUCGGGGACCAUCGCACCCACAGCGCAGAGAUGCUCCACGUACCUGGACAUCGUCAUCCUGCUGGACGGGUCAAACAGCAUCUACCCCUGGUACGAGGUGCAGAAUUUCCUCAGCAACAUUCUCAGCAAGUUUUUCAUUGGCCCCGACCAGAUCCAGGUAGGCGUCCUUCAGUAUGGAGAGAUCGCAGUCCAUGAAUGGUCCCUGAAGGACUAUACUACCGCUAAAGAGGUGGUGGAGGCUGCUAAGAACAUCAGUCGCCAAGAAGGACGAGAGACCCGGACAGCAUUUGCCAUCCACAAGGCCUGUUCUGAAGCUUUCAGCCCUGAGAGGGGUGGCAGGGAAGACGCCACUAGACUUCUUAUUGUGGUAACAGAUGGCGAGUCACAUGACGGGGAUGAGCUGCCUCUCGCCUUGGCGGAAUGUGAGAAACGGGACAUCACCCGUUACGCCAUUGCUGUGCUGGGUAACUAUAUGAGGAGACAGCAGGACCCGGACUCCUUCAUCAAUGAGAUUAAAUACAUCGCCAGCGAUCCAGAUGACAAAUACUUCUUUAACGUCACUGAUGAAGCAGCGCUGAACGACAUUGUGGACGCUUUAGGAGACAGAAUCUUCAGUUUAGAAGCGACGCAUGAGUUGAACGAAAGCUCUUUUGAACUGGAGAUGUCACAAGUCGGAUUCUCCAUUCACAUCCUGGAGGACGGUAUCCUGUUUGGCACCGUGGGUGCAUAUGACUGGGACGGAGCAGUUCUGAAGGAGAGCCGGAAUAGUCGGAUUAUGCCACCGCGGUCGGCCUUCGAGAAGGAGUUUCCGGUGAAGAUGAAGAAACAUGCUGCCUACUUGGGUUACACCGUAUCCUCUUUAACGCUGCGCAGCGGCAAGACUAUGUAUAUAGCCGGAGCCCCCAGAUUCAAACACAAGGGGAAGGUCAUUCUGUUUGAGAUGUCCAGGAAAGGCAAUGUCACCAUCUCUCAGGCUUUGGUGGGGGAACAGAUUGGUUCCUAUUUUGGCAGUGAAGUGUGCCCGCUGGAUGUCAAUGGAGAUGGUGUCACUGAUGUCUUACUGGUGGCUGCCCCAAUGUUCCUUGGACACCACAAUAAAGAAACGGGACGUGUUUAUAUCUACCGGGUGGGGCAGCUCCUGUUAAACCUGAAUGGCACAUUGCACUCUGACCGCAAAGUCCAAGACUCCCGUUUCGGCUACGCCAUGUCAGGGUCUCCCGAUCUGAACCACGAUGGCUUCAACGAUGUAGUGGUUGGAGCACCACUAGAGGAUAACCAUCGCGGGGCUGUAUACAUCUACCAUGGGUACCGCAAUACCGUCAUACCAUCUUACAAGCAGAGAAUAGACUCGGCCUCUUUUCAUCACGGCCUCACUUACUUUGGUCGCAGCGUGAGCGCUCAGAUGGACCUGGAUGGCGAUGGGCUGGGUGACCUAACUGUCGGCAGCCAAGGAGCAGUCGUUGUGUUGAGGUCUCGAAGCAUUGUUCGUGUUAACGCCACCUUGCUGAUAAACCCAACCUCCAUCAACCUGCUCCAGAAAAAUUGCUUGAGACAAGGCAAGGAGUCCGUCUGCCUGAACAUCACCAUCUGCUUCUCUGUCAACUCCAAAUCCCCCAGCAAAUGGGACAGUCGUUUCGGACUCCAUUACAACCUGUCCCUUGAUGAUAAGAAGCUUACUCCCCGCGCUGUGUUUGAUGAGAACCUCCAAAAACUCCUCAGCAAACGUGUUCGAGUGACCACGGGCAAAGUGACUUGUAUGAACCUCGGAUUCCACGUCAUUGAUACCGCUGACUAUCUGAGACCCAUUGGCGUCCACCUGCGCUUUAACCUAAGCGACACAGAGUCCAGUCCUGUGCUUGACGACCGCUGUCCUACUUCUAUGAAGAGACUGGUUCCUUUCUUCAAGGACUGUGGUGAGGACAAUGAGUGUAUAACGGAUUUGUCCCUCCGAGCUCAUAUGGACAUCAAUGGCACCAGGGAUCAACCAACCAUAAUCCGGAGGGAGCGGAAGAAGGUGUCAGUGGAGACUGAGCUUGAGAACCGCGGGGAAAACUCCUACAACACCAGCGUGAAGGUCUGGUUCUCCAAAAACCUCCUGUUCUCCAGCAUAUACAGCAAAGGAGAUGCACAAAGUAAGGUGGAGUGCACGACGCUGUCCCCCAGCACCCGCUCCUGCAGCAUCAGUUACCCCGUCCUCAGAUCCAUGGCAAAGGUGGCGUUCGUCCUGGAGUUUGAGUACAGCUGUACCAGUCUCUUAAACAGAGUGCAGAUUAGGCUCACGGCCAGUAGUGACAACACUGAACUAGACGAGACUCUUCAUGACAACGGUGCCCAGCUCAGCGCCCACAUCCGAUACGAACCCGAGCUCUUCAUUCAGAGAGAGUCCAGCCUCAACCGCUAUGAGGUACAACCUGUCCUGCUGUCCACCCAGGAGCCCGGCCCAGAGUUCAUAACGAAAUUCAAGGUGCAGUAUGUGGACUGUUACCCCAUGUACAAUGUGUCGGUUCACAUCCACACGCCGGCCAUGGGCUACGGGGGCCUCUACUUCAUGUCGGUGUCCAGGAUAUUAUCAGCUGAUGAUGUGAUCUGCAUGUUAUCUAAUAUGACCAGAUCCAGGACCGCCAUGGUGCCAUUCCACCCCGAAGACCUGAGCCACACCAGUAUAUUGAACUGCAGUAACAGCUGGUGCGAGACCAUCACCUGCCGCAUCCCGACCCUGCAGAAGAACGCGGAGCUCUCCCUGUCCAUCCUGAGGAUCAUCCACAACCACUUCUUCACCAACUCCAAGUUUCGAUCGGUCAAAGUAGUCAGCGAGUUCAUCCUGGACGUAAAAGAAGAUGGCGCCCUGUUUACCGACAGUGCAAAACACAGGACAGAGAGCGUCUUGGAAUUGCUGCAGCCCGUCCUCCUGCCGCUGUCCCUGUGGAUCCUCAUUGGAAGUGUCAUCGGGGGUCUCCUGCUUCUGGCGCUCAUCAUCUUCAUCCUAUGGAAGUUGGGAUUUUUCUCCCGGAAGAUGCAGGGAGAGGAGAAGGAAGAAGCUGCCAAGGAAGAGCAGUGAUCUGCAGCCCCCCACAUCCUGCUGUCAGAGACCCCCAUAUCUGCCGCUCUGGUGAUUAGGAGGCUGGUUGAUGAUGAUCCAGCCCUGAGGACUCAACGCAACCCUGAGCCCCCCCUCCCCCCAAACUAUAAUCACAAAGAAGCGGCAACGAGGACGACGCGGCCCCAGACACUGUAUGAACACUGACGUGACUGGAGAUGGGGUCUGCAGACCAUUGAAGCCUUCUCAGGAAUACAGGGUACCAUGGGGGAGGGGCAUUUUAUAUGGAGGGUAGGUGCGCGGCGCCUCCCGGUGACUGCAGUCAGCACACCGCACAUAUCAUGGAGUAUUAUAUGUAAUGAACCUUCAUAUUUUAUAUUCUUUUUCUACACUGAAAAGAUAAAAGGUAAAGAAUCUGUUCCUACCUGGAAACCAUCAGCAAACCGGCCAGUGGCCAUUGUCAUGUCGGACCAGUCCCCAUGAACGGAACUGGGAAAGAAGAGCUUGACAAAUUCAGAUCUGGUAAUGGCGGACAGGCAACUUGCUGAUGGUUUCUGUACAAGAAUGGACUGGAAGAUAAGGAAAACGUGUAAUAAAAU